Aureobasidium melanogenum CBS 110374 is the source of this 1146-nucleotide messenger RNA. RefSeq lists its product as uncharacterized. The transcript has 3 exons. The record is from RefSeq and is a predicted model, not a curated record. NCBI's taxonomy places the organism in Eukaryota, Fungi, Ascomycota, Dothideomycetes, Dothideales, Saccotheciaceae. The coding region runs from base 1 to 1146 and encodes 381 amino acids.
AUGGUUGCCAGAUCUGUCCUCGCAGGCUGCGUUGCAGCCUUUUCUGCUGUGGCUUCCGCACAGAUUGACAUGCUUACACCCAAUUUCACGCAGAUUCCCACCCUCUUCGAUCGUGUGAACACACCUUUCACCUUCACCGAUUGUGCGGCACCAAAAGAAAUGGAAACCUGCUGGCAAGCCCAGAACUUUACUAAUGAAUACUACGACAACGAAUGCUUCGGUCUGCAGAACAGAAUUGAGUGCGCUCUUACGAAUUGCUGGAAUAGGGUCUAUUCAUGCGACUAUCAGCAACUUGUGCUCGCCUACAAUUGGACUUGCAAUGAUCCGAACCCAGAUUAUCCAGGUUACCCAGAGUCAAACACUUUGAAGUUGCCAUUCUACCCAGCACCCGUUGACGCUGCUGAAGAAUGCAGCUGUAACCUCAAGACUGUCGACGUCAGUCUCUAUAGCCCAUUCGAUGGUUUCCAGACAUGUCUUGACAAGGUCUACAAAGAGGAUGGUGAUUUAGACGACGAUGACGACCAAGACGACGACAGCGAUGACCAAGACGACGAGGACGACCAGUACGGCCUCUUUGGAAAACCAGUGCCGAAAUGCAACUGCUGUCUUUAUGGCGCUGUUGCUGCUACACUCUGGGACACAUGUCCGAGCCAAGACCCCGGAUACAUUUAUCUAGACACCGUCAAACAAAUCUACAUCGACAGCAUACAAAUCGGCGGCAACAUCACUCUCGCAGAUUGUGCUUCCAUCCUCUCGAACCAGAGUUUCAAUUGCGCUGACUACGGUUUCACAAGCUAUGGCAAGAAUGCUUCUGACUAUGCGAAGCCUACACCUUUGCACUCGGCUACUGGCACUUGGAGUGAUGUCAACGGAAUUCUUACUAGUCCUGUGAGUGGGCCUACCUAUACUUGGACUGCUUGGAACGACACUUUUACGAUUACUGCUGCUUCGGUGGAGGCUGUGGCUACUAGGACUGCUAGCGCUACAAGUUCUGAGAAGGUCACGGGUAGUUCUACAGGAGGUGUGAGUGGCACGGCAAGUGGUCAGACGUCAAAGAGUACUGGUGCUGCUCCUACGGGCAUGGCUUUGCAGCAUCCUGCAGCUGCGCUCGUGGGACUCGGUGGCAUUGCUUUCGCUCUUUUGUAG